AUGCACAGAAUGAGUGUAGUGUGUUCUGUGAGUUAGUUCUACCCAGUUCUACUCACAAUGCAGGGUACAGCAUGCACGUGCUGUGUGUGUAAAGACACACGCACAAGCAUUUCUAGGAGUAGGAACGGAAAGCUCAGAUUCAGGUUGUCUACAUAUGGAUGGACACCGCUGCAGAUCUGGCUGGCUGGUGGUGUGCGGAUCCUCAGUUGUUAAGUUGUACACACAAACUCUUGUCAAGGAGUGCUCCAAGAAACGGACUUUGGUAAAUGGCAUGAGGAGGUGAUCACCAUGGGAAUUUCUCGAGAGGCUCGUUGGUAUGCCUUGUUCCUGCCUUCAUCUUGGCUCUCCAAUGUUGGCCAUGGUCUCAUGGUCACUGUCGUGGGACCCACUCAGCCCUACCUAGCCAAGAAUGUGGGAGUUAAUAUCGCUGUCAUCAACUUGGUGUGGACCUUUGGCUUCCUAGGCUACAUUAUUGGCUCCCUUGGAACGGGAUUCAUAUUCAAGAGAUAUUUGACGAAUCCCAAAAUGAAAUUGGCCUUUCUUUGGAUCACACUAAGCCUUAACGGAGUCGGAAUGCUCAUCUUACCGUUCAUAACCAAUUUUGGAUUACUAGUGACGGUCCGAGGCCUUCAGUAUGGUCUCUUGGGAGCAUACAUCACGGCCGAUAGCUCUAUGUUGGUGUACACGAUGGGCCCGAUCAAAUCUCGUCCGUUCACAAAUGCCCUUCAUGCGUGUGUGGGCAUCGGAUUCCUGGCCGCCACAUUCCUCGUCCGGCCUUUUCUGCCCAGUGAGGCGAGCGCCUUGAAAAAUAAGGAUCAAGUGUGCUUCGGCAAUGGAACCAAUGUCGAGGAUCCUUUGCUCACUGUGGACCUCCAGGAUGAGGAUGCCUAUUUGUGGGGAAUCCAGAAAAUUGCGUGGCCCUUCAUCAUCUCGGGAAUUUGGUGCUGUGUCUUCAGCUUGGGCUAUCUUAUUUUGGGGUUUUUGCCAUUGACAAUGCCCAUCUAUUAUCAACCCACAAAUAAGCAAAUCGAAAAAGAUGGUCAUGGAUCGGAAAUGGAGCAAUUCGGAGAUGAGGAAGACAGCAAACCCGUUGGAAGCAAAGAAAUUGGACCUCAUCACCGCUCCAGCCAGCCUCGAAUUCGUUACUGGAAACAGGUGUUGACCCUCGUGUUCUUUUACUACGCAUUUUCAUGUGGAAUUGAACGGAUCUACCAACCAAUGGCCUACACGUUCGGCUUAUGUGGGCCCCUGAAAUUGGCUCCCAGGGACGCAGUCAUCACGGAUUCCACCUACAAUGGCGGCUUUAUGACGGGGAGGAUUGUCUCAGUUCUCUUGGGAGGGUUUGUCAAGCCACGAAACAUGAUCUUCGCCAGCAGUGGGUGUUGUAUCAGUGCGUCCAUCCUCCUCAUUGCCGUGGGCACUUCCAACAAAUUCGGCCUUUACAUAGGCACAGCCAUCCUGGGGUUCUUUGUCUCUUGGCAAUUCGGUUCCUGCUACUCCUGGAUCUCUCAAAAGGGCGACAUCACCGGACGAAUCUCGCCCAUUUUCUUUCUGGGCUGUGGUUUCGGUAGCUCGAUCUUCCCACCUUUGUCAGGCUUUGUCUUCAACUCGGCCUUGGGACCCAUGGGGAUCCUUUACUUAACCCUGAUGGCCACGCUGUGCCAAUUCGUCAUCUACGCCACCAUGUGGGCACUCAGCCGGGCGAAGCCAACCCAGAUGGUGAUUAAAUAACGAGCUGGUCUUCAUGAGAGACCCUACUACAAUUCCUAACCACAACACCACAGAUCAAAAUUUCCUUUUUCCUCCAUUUCUUAUUUUCUUUAUUCCUCAAGCUGCGACUGGAAAAUAUAUGGUCAUUAUGUUUAUGAGAUCACUGUCCUAUUUGAUAUAUUUGCAGACUAAAAAAUUGCUGUGUCAUAAAAGACUCUUCAUUAAACCGAAGUGAUAUUGAGGUCAA
Tigriopus californicus is the source of this 1957-nucleotide messenger RNA. RefSeq names its product sodium-dependent glucose transporter 1-like. Gene Ontology annotation, biological process: transmembrane transport. The record is from RefSeq and is a predicted model, not a curated record. Lineage: Eukaryota; Metazoa; Arthropoda; Copepoda; Harpacticoida; Harpacticidae. The transcript is spliced from 6 exons. Bases 289 to 1731 code for a protein of 480 amino acids.